Molecule: messenger RNA, 1962 nt
Organism: Pleurotus ostreatus (oyster mushroom)
Lineage: Eukaryota; Fungi; Basidiomycota; Agaricomycetes; Agaricales; Pleurotaceae
Exons: 11
Coding region: 1-1962 (653 amino acids)
Biological process (GO): intracellular iron ion homeostasis; iron ion transport; copper ion import
Cellular component (GO): plasma membrane
Molecular function (GO): ferric-chelate reductase activity
Source: RefSeq, a predicted model, not a curated record
AUGCCCUCACCUUCUGCCUUGCUCGCGACGUCUGUGCAAGGCCUUCGUCCAGAUGGAAUCGUCGGGGUCACCAUUACUACACAAAAAGUUGACCCCGAUCGAUUACCGCGCAUCCAACAAGCUCACGACUACCCUCGGGAAGCCUUGUGGCCUCUGGCCGGUUUUACAGCUUUAGUAGCCCUGUGCCAUUUAUUGGUUAUCCUCUCUACGCUCCUCUUUCCGCAGCGACACGCUAGGCCUGAAGGUGCUCGGAGCUCGCCCUCUCUUAGACGGAUCCCUGCAGCUCUACUCGACACCUUUCGCGUUAUUGCGUACCGCUGCACGAUCCCCAUCGGAGGUUCACAUAGCCUUAACCUCGCCGAGGUAUUUCUGACCGCCGCGUAUAUCACUAUCAUCUUCGUAUGGUCUUUGGUCCACUCUACAAACUCCAAGGGAAUGUUAUACGAUCCCAAAUACUGGGGCAACACGGCAGGAAAUGUUGCAGCUACCCAACUUUCCGUGGUUGCUGCACUGGGCACUAGAAACAACAUUAUUUCCUGGAUUACCGGUAUUAGUUUUGACAAGCUUAAUUAUCUCCAUCGGAUGUCUGCACGCGCUGUAUGUGUCUUGACAUGGGUGCAUGGUGCUGGUCGUGUGAGUGAAUCCUGCAAUGGCGGGAUGGGGUUGAUCACCGGCGCCGUGGGUUGGGACCAUCCGUUCACGCAAGCCGGUCUCCUUGCCUCGAUCGCAUUGUCAGUAUUGUCGAUUUUCUCCGUACGCCCAUUACGUGAAGCGGGAUACGAAGUCUUUGUUGUCGUCCAUUUCCUGCUUGUAUUUAUUGUCAUUCUAAGUGCAUAUUUCCACGCUCAGGAAUUCGAGCUCGGAUACUUCAUCUGGCCCGCAUUCUUGAUCUGGGGCAUGGACCGGCUGAUACAGGUCCUUCGCACAUUUAUACUCAAUGCAGGGUACUUCAAGGCUCGCUCUCAUGAACUGGACGCGAGGAUCGACGUCCUCUCGCCUCACUUCCUCAGACUUAGGCUAUACAGACCCAAUUUCUUCCAUUGGCGGCCUGGACAAAGCGCCCUUCUUACCCUCCCAACAGUUUCAACACUUCCCUUAGAGACCCACCCUUUCACGAUCUCAACCAUCGAUACACCGGCCGCGUACAAGGCGAGGACAAGUGGAGAAGUAACCCCGCCUAGUCCCAGCGGAUCAGACGAGAAACGCGACAAUCUGCCGGACAAUGUCGCCCCAGGGAAAGAGUUGACUUUCUUGAUCAGAGUUCGACGCGGGCUUACCGGAAAGCUUCUGGAUGCGGCUACGAAAGGAGAUACGGUCAAGGUUCUCGUGGAUGGGCCUUACAGCUCGCCUCCUUGGCUUCGUGGAUUCGAUAGCGUGGUGCUUAUUGCUGGCGGUUCAGGGGUGGCGUUCACUUUGCCAAUGCUUUUGGACACUAUUCGGCGUGCAAAGGCAAAUGCUGUUGGCGUAUGCCGUAGGGUGACUUUCAUCUGGGCUAUCAGGGAACUUGAGCACACGCAGUGGAUAUCGGAUGCGCUUGUCCCUGCGCUGCAGGACAUACCAUCGACCCUUGUGGUCGAUAUCAAGUUCUACGUCACUGGUUUGGCCGACGACUCUCAGGCCCAGUCGUUGGACGAUGAUUCCUCGCAUAGCGACCAUGAAAGUAAGGGUCAAGGGGAUGUGGAUGUGAAGGGGGGACAGUUAUUGCAGUCCUCUGUGGUCACUGUGGAGAACGGACGGCCUAACCUCAAGGCCUUGCUAGAUGCUGAGAUCGCUAGAGCCUCAGGCCCUAUGUCUGUCAACGUUUGUGGGACGCACACACUUGCCAACGUUGUCCGUGGUGCCUUGCGGAAGCCCAGAUUCAUGGAUAUCUUAAAAGGAGGACCAACGGUUACUCUUCAUAUCGAAGCCUUCGGAAGUAGUGUAAGCCCCUUUCCAUCGCGCGACCUUCUUGAAGCACGCUGA